AUGACACGCCGUGUAAACAACAAGAAGCCGCACCUGAAGGCAACAAAGGUGACGCUGCCCCAGGUGACCUUCCCCCAGGUGAUGUCCCACCAGAUGACAUUCCCACAGGUGACCUUCCAUCAGGUGAGGUCCCACCAGGUGAUGUUCCCCCAGGUGACGCUCCCACAGGUGACGUUUCCCAAAGUGAUGUUCCCCCAGGUGACGCUCCCACAGGUGACGUUCCCCCAGGUGACGCUCCCCAAAGUGAUGUUCCCCCAGGUGAUGCUCCCUCAGGUGAUGCUCCCCAAGGUGACGCUCCCCCAGGUGAUGCUCCCCAAGGUGACGCUCCCCCAGGUGAUGCUCCCCGAGGUGAUGUUCCUUGAGAUGACGUUCCCCCAGAUUACCCGCCUGGCAUUAGUCGGAGGGUCCAACUCGGACAUGAUGAUCCAGCGAAUGCUAUCCUCUACCGUGACAAACAGUCUAGCCAGCAUCUUCAACUGGGCGGGAAAGGGACAGAAGAAGAGGGCCUUCAAAGACACACUAAUGCAGGACUGCAUGUUUGUGAUGUCACAGGUAAUAUUAUCCGAAAAUUAUGCGGACGAUACGCAGUUGUACUUAUCCGUAAAGCCAAAUGAAACUCAUCAGCUAAGUAAACUUGAAGCCUGCCUUAAGGAGAUAAAGGCCUGGAUGGCCACCAAUUUUCUACUAUUAAACUCAGAAAGAAUAGAAGUUAUCAUGUUCGGCCCUAAAUACCUUAGGGAAUCAGUUUCUAAUGACAUAGCUAUUCUGGAUGGCAUUACUUUGGCCCCGAGCUCCACGGUAAGGAACCUCGGAGUCAUUUUCGAUGUGGAUUUGUCCUUUACCUCCCAUAUUAAACAGAUCUCUAAAACCGCCUUUUUUCACUUGCGUAAUAUCUCAAAACUUCGGCAUAUCUUGUCUCAGAAUGAUGCAGAAAAAUUAAUCCACGCCUUCGUUACCUCCAGGUUAGACUACCGUAACUCCUUAUUAUCAGGUUGUACCAGCAAGUCGUUAAAGACUCUCCAGCUGGUCCAAAAUGCUGCUGCACGUGUGCUGACUAGAACUAGGAGAAGAGAUCAUAUUACUCCAAUAUUGGCUUCUUUACAUUGGCUUCCUGUAGAAUCUAGAGUAGAAUUUAAAACUCUUUUCCUCACCUAUAAAACUCUUGAUGGGCAGGCACCAUCUUAUCUGAAAGAGCUCAUAGUUCCUUAUCAUCCUGCCAGAGCACUGCGCUCCCAAAAUGCAGGUUUAUUGGUGGUUCCCAAAAUCUCUAAAACUAGAUCGGGAGGCAGAUCCUUCCAAUUUCAGGCUCCACGUUUGUGGAACAAUCUUCCUAUCUCAGUUCGGAGGGCAGAUUCACUCUCUAUCUUUAAGAGUAGACUUAAAACUUUCCUUUUUGACAAAGCUUAUAGUUAG
Myripristis murdjan (pinecone soldierfish) is the source of this 1413-nucleotide messenger RNA. RefSeq lists its product as uncharacterized. The transcript is spliced from 5 exons. The coding region runs from base 1 to 1413 and encodes 470 amino acids. The record is from RefSeq and is a predicted model, not a curated record. Lineage: Eukaryota; Metazoa; Chordata; Actinopteri; Holocentriformes; Holocentridae.